AUGAGGUCAUUAGCGUUGUUGGUGCUGGUCGUGGGGGCGCUGGGACUGGACGAUCUGGACCAGGAAUGGACCGCAUAUAAGGCAAAGCAUAACAAAAAAUACGGAGCCGAAGAGGACCCGUACCGUCGAAGCCUGUUCCAUGAGACCAAGCGAAAGGUUGAGGAGCACAACCGGAAACACGCAGCCGGCCUGGUCUCCUACUCCCAGGGCAUCAACCACUUCUCUGAUCUGACGAAAGAGGAGCUCAGCAAACGCCUUUCCUGUCUCCGUGGUAGUCUGGAUUUCGACGGGCCGAGAGUUGAGUACCAGCGGCCGGAGCACGCGGUGGUACCGGACGAGAUAGACUGGCGUACCAAAGGCGCCGUCACUAGGGUCCAGGACCAAGGGUCGUGCGGGUCGUGCUGGGCUUUCAGCGCUAUAGCCGCACUGGAAGGGCAACAUUUUCUCAAGAAUGGGACGUUGGUGGACCUCUCGGAGCAGAACCUCGUAGACUGCGACGAGAGGGACUCGCAGUGCCAAGGCGGAUGGCCGUUCCAGGCUUACGUGUACAUCGCGAAACAGGGCGUGGACACAGAAGUCAGCUACCCCUACGACUCGUGGGACGGAACACCACGCGAGUGCCGAUUCAACGCGGACACGGUCGGCGCGACUGACUCCGCCGUCGUGUUCAUAAAGAAGGACAGCGAGGAGGAUCUGAAGCACGCCGUCGCCACCGUCGGCCCCGUCUCCGUCGCCGUCGACUCCAGGAACUUCGCCAGCUACAACGGCAGCGUGUUCUACGUCCCCGAAUGCUCUUCCGACCACCUCGACCACGCGGUCACCGUCGUGGGAUACGGCACUGAAGCCGGCGAGGACUACUGGCUCGUGAAGAACUCGUGGGGCAGGUUCUGGGGUCUAGAAGGGUACAUUAAACUGGCACGAAAUAGGGACAACCACUGUGGCAUCGCGACGAUGGCCGUUUAUCCUGUUGUCUAGAACCAUCUAGAUCUCAGAAUAUUUUGAGCGCGUGCGCACACGCACU
Aricia agestis (brown argus) is the source of this 1021-nucleotide messenger RNA. Its product is annotated as procathepsin L-like. Lineage: Eukaryota; Metazoa; Arthropoda; Insecta; Lepidoptera; Lycaenidae. Gene Ontology annotation, cellular component: lysosome. Gene Ontology annotation, biological process: immune response. The record is from RefSeq and is a predicted model, not a curated record. The transcript has 5 exons. Gene Ontology annotation, molecular function: cysteine-type endopeptidase activity. The coding region runs from base 1 to 975 and encodes 324 amino acids.